Daktulosphaira vitifoliae (grape phylloxera) is the source of this 1441-nucleotide messenger RNA. Its product is annotated as methyltransferase-like protein 23. Bases 171 to 1280 code for a protein of 369 amino acids. Gene Ontology annotation, cellular component: nucleus; cytoplasm. The transcript has 3 exons. Lineage: Eukaryota; Metazoa; Arthropoda; Insecta; Hemiptera; Phylloxeridae. The record is from RefSeq and is a predicted model, not a curated record.
UAAUAAAAAUACCGUUGGAACUAGUACUUAUACUGUUAAGAGUAAUUUUUUAAGAUUUUAAUUUAAAUAAGAUUAUAGUUUAUCGAUUUUAAUAUUAUUUAAUUAAAUUUGUGUUUUAUUAUUAAACUAUGGUUCGCUAAAAAAAAGUUAACGAGUUAUAAAUAAAUCUGAUGGAUUCGGAUCCUUCAAAGUUUACAAAUCCUUUUCCACUUAAUCCUCAAAGUCUUAUAGAAUUACAAACAAAUACCUCUGAAGGUAUUCACUUUUCCUCUUUCAUUUAUGAUGUGCAGCCUGUCUCAACACAAGCUGUAGUUUCACUUGCAUAUCCUGGCCCUUUGUUAUCUUGGCCUAAUUUUCAAAACCAUCCACCUUAUGUGAUGUCCAAUUCUACUCAGCCAUCUUCAUACAUUUAUCCAUCUACUUCAAAUUUACGAUCGCCACAUUCAAAUCAAGUGCCUCCUAACUGUUUAGAUUGGACUAUUGAUCCUAUAAAAGCUCCUCCAAGACAGUUCAAAACUACAUCUGAACCGUUGUUAGCACUUGGUUAUAGUUCAACAAUAUCUGAAAAUUGGAUUGCAGGAGAUAAAGGACUUCAAUAUAGUAUUAAAAACUUUACAUUUUCUACCAAAAAGAAGGAUGAAAAUGAAAUACUGAAUAAAUAUGAUUCUUUAAUUGUGUCAAUUCCUCAGGCUCUUGAAGGAGACUAUCAUUAUUAUGUGUGGCCAGCAUCACCUGUACUUGCAUGGAUUUUAUGGGUACAUAGAUAUGAAUUACCAGGAAAAAGAAUUCUCGAGGUUGGUUCUGGUACAUCAUUACCUGGUAUUGUUGCAGCUAAGUGUGGAGCUAUUGUAACACUGACUGAUGAUCCUUCAGUUCCAGGAACUAUUAAACAUAUACAAAAGUGUUGUUACAUGAAUGGGCUUUAUCCUGAACAAAUUAGAGUUGUUGGAUUACCUUGGGGAUACUUUUUUCGCGAUACAUUGAAUCUUGGGCCAUUUGACCUAAUAAUUGGCUCAGAUUGUUUUUAUGAACCUAAUAUCUUUGAAGAUUUAAUUGUUACUAUAUCAUACCUCUUAGAACGUAAUCCAAUGGCAAAAUUUAUGACGACAUAUCAUGAAAGAGACUCAGAAUUUAGUAUUGAUGAACUAGCUGCCAAAUGGAAACUCAAUUGUACCCAUAAAUCUCUUGAAGAUUUGGGUAAAAACAAUGAAUUAGAUGUAUAUGAAUUAAUGAAAGGCAAUGAUAUUCAUCUUGUAGAGAUCACAAAAAAGACUAUAUAAAAAAGUGACUUAAAUGUCUUUGUAUACAUCUAUAAGAUGUAAUAUAAUUUAAAUAUUUUUAUUUUAUAUGCCACUAAAUUCCGUCCUUUAUGUAAAUAUUUAUGUAACUAUAAUAUUUAUGUGUAAAUUAUAUGCAUUUAUUUUUUGGAAAAAUUAAUUAU